CCAUUUUCUUUAAAAAUCUGAUUGUGGGACGUUCAAAAAGAGGAUGUGGCCACAACAACAAUUUGUGGCUCACAUGGGACUCGACUGGAUUCUGGAUAAUAUUGGAAAUGAAACAAGGAAACAAGUGAAUGCGAGAUGGUUGUGGGAGGAUUUUAGGCUGAAGAUAGGGGAAGGGAAAGGUGUUAAAUUCUGGUGGGAUUCAUGGUGCGGGGAGGAGUGUCUAGCCAACAAAUUCCCCAGAUUGUAUUUACUGUCAACAGGGAAAGGAAAAGAAUGUCAUGAAAUGGGUAAUGCGGAGAGGGACACAUGGAAAUGGAAUAUAACAUGGAGACGGAAAUUGUUUGAAUGGGAAGAAGAAGCAGCUCGAGAACUAAAAGGGAUGAUUGAAAAAGUGAAGAUCACACCAGGCUGCCCAAAUAGAUGGGAAUGGAGGCAUAGCAAGGAAGGCCAAUAUUCAACAAAAAUAGCUUAUCAAAGGCUUUCAAUGCCAAGGAAGAACCCAGAGGAAGAAAAAAUCUUCAAAAGGGUGUGGAGUCCCAUCGUCCCUAGUAAAGUGGCCGCGUUUAAUUGGAAAACAUUGAUGGACAGAAUCCCAACCAAGUUAAAUCUGAUCAAAAGGGGAGUUAUCAAAGAUAUGGCUGAAAGGAAUUGUGUCUUUUGCGAGGAAGAGACCGAAGAUGCUGACCACCUGUUCUUAAAAUGCAGAGUAGCUAGAAGAUUGUGGCAAGCAUGCGCAAACUGGUGGGGAACAAACUUUACACUUCACAGAGAUUGCUGGACAACAUUUCAACAGUUUGGGACAUGGACUUCAAAACCACACAUUUCAGAAGGGUGGGACUGCAUUUGGAACACAGUUUUGUGGACUAUAUGGAUGGCACGAAACGGGAAGGUUUUUCAUGACUCAAAGGUAAACAAAAGCAAUCUUUUUGAACUUAUUCAGUUGAGAUCUUUUGCUUGGGUUAAAGCAAGGAAAGCUAGGUGUUAUUUCAGUCUUUCGGAUUGGAUGAUUGAUCCUACUUCGUGUCUGUUAGUAAAUUGUAGACGAAAGUAGUAAUGAUUUGAAAGAUAGCAGUAACACUGAAGGGCUGGCUUUUGGUAUGUGUUGUAAGGGUUUGAGUACCCCUUGUACUCAAUUUUUUCAUCAAUGAAUUAUCCAUUUGCUG
Rubroshorea leprosula is the source of this 1163-nucleotide messenger RNA. The record is from the annotation of a GenBank genome assembly. Lineage: Eukaryota; Viridiplantae; Streptophyta; Magnoliopsida; Malvales; Dipterocarpaceae.